Megalops cyprinoides (Indo-Pacific tarpon) is the source of this 1752-nucleotide messenger RNA. RefSeq names its product phospholipase A2 group III (gene pla2g3). The coding region runs from base 1 to 1752 and encodes 583 amino acids. Gene Ontology annotation, molecular function: A2-type glycerophospholipase activity. Gene Ontology annotation, biological process: arachidonate secretion; phospholipid metabolic process. The record is from RefSeq and is a predicted model, not a curated record. The transcript has 8 exons. Lineage: Eukaryota; Metazoa; Chordata; Actinopteri; Elopiformes; Megalopidae.
AUGGCAGAAAACUUUGUGCGAAUCAGGCGAGGUGCGCAUCAGCCCCUCAGGCGGACACGCAGCAGCUUCCUCAGACUAUCAGAAAAGACACAGCCAACGUUUCUUCAACUGUAUCACACUGUCUGGACAGAGAAAGGACAGCUUGUGGACUGCACAGUGAGUGAUGAAUCGACUGUUACUGAGAGCUAUUUGACUCGUUGCCGGGACGAGGGAGCCAGGAAUUUCUUCAACGUUCCAGACAAGCGCUUUAACGUCGGCGUGCUCUUUGCACCGGGUAGCUCAUGUGCAUCUUCUUUCGUCAUGGGAGCCGAAGCAUCUAAACGCCAAAAGAGAGACCUGCAGGUUCAUGACCAAACCGCGAGCGAACAUCACAGCUUCCAGGAUAGUUCGAGAGUGAAGCUUCAGCGCAAGAAGCGCGCAUGGAUAGUUCCCGGGACAGUCUGGUGUGGCUCUGGAAACAAAGCAACUCACUACGAUGACUUAGGUGUGUUUAUGCAGACGGAUAGGUGCUGCCGGGAGCAUGACCACUGCGAAGAAACCAUCUCCGCCUUUAGGUCCGGCUAUGGCAUCUUCAACCGCAACUUCUUCACUGUCUCACACUGCGACUGCGAUCAUAGGUUCCGCAAGUGUCUCCUGGGAGCCAAUGACACCAUCGCCAACCUGGUGGGCUACAGCUACUUCAACAUCCUGAAGACCCCUUGCUUCAUCUUCGACCAGAAAAUGCAGUGCACCCAGACCAACUGGUGGGGCAUAUGCACAUUGUCCCAGAUGACUCAAUUUGCCAUAAUGCAGGAUCCUACUGUGUACAACUCCUCUCACUCAGCAACAGAAGAUGAGGAGUCAGGCGUUACCUCUGUCCCAUCAGCCACUGCUGGACACUCGAAUGUCACCUCAGCCUCCGCAGCCCCUACGGUACGGCCUGUCCAGAACGUCACGUCUUCCACAAGAAAAGACAGCAAGCCACCAAGCCGAAGACCCAAACCCGGGAGGCGAUGUCGCCCCAGGGGCCCAGUUCGAGGGGAGACCUUCAGGUUCGGAAAGGUGCGGGGGCCGAGGAGGAGAGUAUGUGUGGAGCAGCCAACUGCUUCUACACAGAGACCAUCCACUGCACCAGUGUUACAGCUCACUACUGUCAGCACAGCAGGAAGAGAGGACACUACUUCCCUUCCUACACAGAUGGGUCACCCUGGCUCAGAGAAUGCACUGCCCACCAUCCAGCCCAGGAUCCAGGACAUGGUCCCAGACAACCACCUUGUACCCAUGGAGGAUUCCAGACAAAGAGACAAACUGCAGCCCUGUGACUGUUACAAACACUUGGAUGAGUGCAGGCUCAAGAUUCUUCCUCAGGAGGAGAGAUUUGGCUUGCGCAACCUGGAGCACAAAACCCUGUACCACUGUAAUUGUACACAAAGAAUGGCCCAGCAGCUUAGUCAGCUCAAGGAGCCAGAUGGUGUGCAGUCUCUGCUGGUGGACUUUGUAUCCCUGUCUUGCUUCAAAAUUCCGAACCCUGAUGAGUGCACUGGGAGAACAAGAUGCUCUGCCAUCCUCUCUGAAGCUUCCCAACUCCGUCUUGCCCUGACAAGGACGGGCGACACGGGGGCAGGGAAACAGCUGGAGGGACCAAAUCCCAAAGUCAAGAGGCACAACACAAAGAGAUCCAAAAGAAAGCACGUUCCAGUCAGGCUCUACAAAAGAUGCCUGAGGAUAAUGGAUUCCAAGGCAGCAAAAUUGGACAAGACUAGCAUGUCUUGA